This is a messenger RNA of Anisakis simplex (herring worm), 2016 nucleotides long. NCBI's taxonomy places the organism in Eukaryota, Metazoa, Nematoda, Chromadorea, Rhabditida, Anisakidae. The record is from the annotation of a GenBank genome assembly.
AAAAUGUCUCCAGUUUUGUUGUUCAUUCUGUGUUUCAUUCCGAAACUUUGCUAUACUCAUGUGAUGCUAACAUUUCCGCGAGGACGAAGUUUACCUCUUGAUUUUCUCGACACAACCAGAACCUCAGGACCAUGUGGAGUUCCACGACCCAGCUCUCCACAGUAUACUAAUCUGUAUACCAAUCAGACGUACAAUAUUACUUGGCGAUUGCAAAAUCCCCACCAGGGUGGAUAUCGGAUCACGCUCUUAGAUGAAAAAGGUGAACCAGUUGAGCAGCUGAUGCCAACCAGUGGAACCGGUUACGCUGGUGACGAAGAUCAGACAGCACAAAGUCAAGUGGUUCGCAUCACAAAAGCAUGCAAUCACUGUACAAUUCAACUUCUACGACAGGCGCUGGAAUGGGGCGAUUCAUAUUCAUUUCAUGCGUGCUCUGACGUCAAUGUUGUGGAUGAGACACCGAACGAUCUGCAAAAAUGUUCUGAGAAUGGUGACUAUGAAAAUGGAAAAUGUGUAUGCAAACACUUAUUCUCAGGAGAUAUUUGCCAGUAUAAAGACGAUUGUACAUCUGAUGAAGAUUGUUUGAAUAAUGGCAAAUGCGUGAAUGAACCAACAGCAUUAGUACAUAAAACGUGCUUUUGCUCAUUUGGAUUCUUUGGCAGAAACUGUGAUCGAACGUUCGAUUGGAAACCAGAUCAUGAUGAAUGCUUCAAUUAUGAUUAUCCAAUCAAUAAGACAAGGUUCUCGAAAUAUGGUCUCUUCAAUGAACAGUGCUUCAAAAUGACUUCCGUGAAUGAGGACGAUAGAAUCUAUUCGAGAGUAGUUGCAGAUGAGGUAGAGAUCAUCGUUGAUUACAUUGGCACAACUUGGGUCGGGGUUGGAUGGCGUCCGGUCGAUAUCGACCCAUCUUGUCGUCUGUUUCCGGACCUUGAACAUCUUCGUAGAAGGCGAAAUCCUGCUGAAUCUGUAUCCAGUGAUGAAGAUGAACCUCUUCAACCCGUUCAAGCACCAAAGAAGCCAGAAAAUAAUGGAUUCCUUGAGCGUGAACUGCAAGCCCCGCUACAUCCAAUGGAUUGCACCGAUGUUAUAAUUGGCUCGGUCGUUGACGGUCGAUCACGAAUCAAUGACAUGUAUACUAGAGAUAGAUCUACCCCGAUCAUCGAUACACUUCUGGAUGGAGAAGAGUCAUUCUCAGCUGCAUACGGUAUCGAACAAGACGGCAGAACAAUCAUUAUGUUCAGAAGAAGUAUUGCAGAAAUCGAACCAUCAGAUCAUCCACUUGGUCCAGGCGAAUUGUUUGUGAUCUAUGCAAAAGGCCAAACGAGUGAAUCAUUCAGCCAUUACCCAAAAUCAGCACUCGAAACUGGCAAUUACAGUGACCACGACUUUUAUAAAAUCGAUCAAUUACGAUAUCAUGGAUCUAAAAAUCGAGGCGUCAAAAGGAUUGAAUUUGUCACACUUAAAGAACGCCCACAAACAGUACGACCACAACUGCAUCACAGAAUUCAAUCGACAGUUUCCGAUUCGAUAUUUCAACCAGAAACCGAAAUGAACUCUCACUCAACCUCUGUACCGAAAGGUGAACCACAACCUGGAACAAACGCAUCACCUGAGCCAGAGGCGACUCAAGUUGUGGAACCUGGGUUACAGCUGGAACCGUUGGCUGAGCCCGAGCCUGGUUCACAACCAGAACCAUCUGCUGGGCCCGAGCCUGGUCCACAACCAGAACCAUCUGCUGAGCCUGAGCCCGGUUCAAGACCGGAACCUUCUCCUGAGUCUGAAGGAAGAGAGACUUUAGAAGAUGUUUCUAAAGAAGAUCCGUUGGCAGAGCCAGAACCAGAACCUCAACCAGAACCAAACAACCCAGCCUCCAGCAACGAAAUGAGCGCAGCUUCUGACGGAACUCAUGGUGAACACAAAACAUCGAAAUACGAUUCUUCGCUUCAUCUCGGUUCUUCGGCUUCAAAGCCGUUCACAACUUCAGUGAUUUUAAUUGCGGCCUUAAUUUAUGUCCUAUGA